This is a messenger RNA of Lates calcarifer (barramundi perch), 2662 nucleotides long. It is a transcript of the gene nadk2, whose product is annotated as NAD kinase 2, mitochondrial. The record is from RefSeq and is a predicted model, not a curated record. Gene Ontology annotation, molecular function: NAD+ kinase activity. Bases 619 to 1992 code for a protein of 457 amino acids. Lineage: Eukaryota; Metazoa; Chordata; Actinopteri; Centropomidae. The transcript is spliced from 12 exons. Gene Ontology annotation, cellular component: mitochondrion. Gene Ontology annotation, biological process: NAD+ metabolic process; NADP+ biosynthetic process.
AACUCAACGUAACGUACGUACAGACGGGUACGUGCCAGGCUGCAUGAUAUGUUCAGUACAGCGAGUGUUUUCUUCUGUGGUAGUCUCUUUUUCACUUGCUCAUGUGUGUUACCUCGUGUUUAAAAGGCUUUUGGACCUGAAGUGUGUGACAGCCUUAGUGUGCUUUGUGAAGAGAGUAAAGCUGGUCGAAAUGUGUCAGAUGCAGGACUACUCGUUUACGACUUGUGAGCAAGCUGCUAGCAACUUUUAGCUUUUUAAGCUCCGCUGGUAACGUUACGCCAACGUUUAACCUUACCAAAUACGGCUAGUAAGAAAACUAGCCAAACAGCUAGACAACAACUGCUCCUGCUGUUUAGUUACUUGUAUAAGGAAACACUCGACUCGGAAAGUAAUUCCACUCUGUGCGUAAAGGGUCACCAAACAGCAAGUGAAGAGCUUGGUGCCCCCGGGUGACCUUCUCUGACAGCUGGGUAUAUGUCUUCGUGACUGUCCGACUUCUAUGAAUUGACUAACUACAUCUGGUCAGAGGACUAACAUGACCAGGUCUGUCAUCCGCGUACCAACAGAACCGAGCAGGACCCUUAUUCAGCACAUGUAACUGGACAUUUAGUCGGGUGUAUGGUUGUGUGUUCGAUUAAAAGAAUGACUCGCCGCUCAGUGGUGAACCUGGUGCUCCUUGGGAAUCGAGCUGUUAGCCUGCUGAACGGAAACUCACUUCGCCCCCUCCACACCUCAGUAUACAACACCUCAUCACAGCCGGAAUCCGGAUUCAAACCGGAAAAAGUAGCAGUGGUUACAAAGACUACGCGCUAUGAGUUUGAACAGCAGCGAUAUCGCUAUGCAGGGCUGUCUGAAGAGGAUUUAAAACAGUUGCUUGCUAUGAAGGGCUCCAGCUACAGCGGCCUGCUGGAAAGACACAACAUCCACACUAACAAUGUGGAACAUAUUGUGAAGAGCCUGCGGAGAGAAGGCAUUAAUGUACGGGUUGUGAAGAGAGGAGAAUAUGAUGAAGAAAUAGUACGAUGGGCAGAUGCCAUUAUCUCUGCUGGAGGUGAUGGGACAAUGCUUCUUGUUGCCAGUAAGGUAUUAAGCAAGGACAAACCAGUUGUUGGAGUAAACACUGACCCUGAGAGGUCAGAAGGUCAUCUGUGCCUGCCUGUACGGUAUACUCGUGCCUUCCCAGAGGCACUGGAGAAACUCUGUCGUGGUGAGUUCAGGUGGCUUUGGCGUCAGAGAAUCCGUCUACACUUAGAGGGCACAGGAAUCAAUCCCAUCCCGGUGGAUCUGCACGAACAGCAGCUGAGCCUGGAGCAGCACAGCCAAGCCCACCGCAUCACUACCAUGGACAGCCAGCGGAGUACGACUCCUCCACCUGACAUGUGGACAGGAACACUACAUGAGAGCUUUUCCAAGCCCAGCCUACUUCCUGUCAGAGGCCUGAAUGAAAUCUUCAUUGGAGAAUCUCUGUCCUCCAGGGUGAAGUUAAAAUCCUUCAAACACCAUGUUAACCUCUUGCUCCAUAGGGCUUCUUACUAUGAGAUCUCUGUGGAUGACGGCCCCUGGGAAAAGCAGAAGAGUUCAGGACUCAGCAUUUGUACGGGAACAGGAUCCAAAGCCUGGUCAUAUAACAUUAACAAACUUGCUGAACAAGCUGUGGAGGAGGUUUUAAAAAUUGGAAAGAACCUAACAGAUCUUGAUAUCCCACUUAAUCGUGAAUUUAUUGAAAAGGUUACUGAUGAAUACAAUGAGUCUCUGGUGUUUGGGCCGGAUGACAGACGCUUGUUCUACAGCAUCAGGGAGCCCAUUGUCAACAGAGUGUUCUCCAGCAGUCGGCAGAGAGGCUUUGCCAGCAAGGUGUGUGUCCGCUCUCGGUGUUGGGAUGCCUGCAUGGUGGUUGAUGGUGGGACUUCAUUCGAGUUCAAUGAUGGUGCCAUAGCUACAAUUAGCAUGAGUGAGGAGGAUCAGCUCCGGACAGUGGUUCUAGAAAACUGAGAUGUCCAGAGCACAUGACACCUGACUGGUUUCUCUCAAGCUAACAGUGUUUAAAGAAAUGUGGUCAAAGGGAAGAAGCAGUUCUUAGCUUUUAGCCUUUAAGUGUUGAAUAUUUUUAUGCCUGACAGUUGUGUUGUUAAAUGUGUGCAUUUUUCCAAAUCAGAUAUUUUCAAACCAUUGUUUUUCUCUAUCCCACUAUUCCCAAAUUGUAACAGGAUUCAGUCCACUAGAUUGUAACGACUAUAAUCUGAUCUGACACUGUAAUCUAAUUACAUUUUGUUGAUACAAGCAGCAUUUCAUGGUCACUACUAUUAAGUGUAUGUCACAGUGAGUCUCUUAGCUGAGGAAGAGAUGAAAGAUCGGAUAAAAGGUGGCCAUAUUGAUUGUUUUAAACAUAUCUCUUUUUCACAUUUCAGUUUGGUUGGAGCAGUAACUUCUGUCAGUCAUUUUAUCCAUAAAAUUGAAGUUAUUAUGUCUAUAUGUAUAUAUAUAUAUGUGUGCGUGUGUGUGUAUCUAUAUAUAUAUAGAUACACACACACAUAUAUACAUAUAGAUAUAUGUAUAUGUAGCCCUUUCUGUGUAUCUUUCAGUCUAAAAUCCCUGUGAAUUCUGUAAAUCUUUAAAAGCGGAUCACAAAUAUAUGGUACCAUGUUUUGCAAAGGCUCAGUAA